AUGGUGAACAACAUAAAGAAUCGGUAUGGAAUUUCAGAUAACGGUAUGACUGCAAUGUUGGAAUUGAUGAAAGAGUUGCUUCCAGAAGGUAAUACCUUGCGAUGUAAGUUUUCAGAUAUGCGAUGUAAGUUUUCAGAUAUUAAAAAGAUGAUUCAAGAUACGGGGAUGGAUUAUGUAACGUAUGAUGCAUGUGUAAAUGACGGUAUACUGUACUGGAAGGAUAAGAGUUCAUUGCUGAAGUAUCCUGCAUGUCAAGAACCUCGGUACGUAAGAGUUUUUAAUGAUGAGAGAAAGCUUACUCAAGUUGCGCAGAAGACGUUAAGUCAUAUUCCAGUAAUUGCAAGGCUGAAAAGAUUGUAUAGAAUACCAUGGAUAGCAGAGGCGAUGCUUUGGCAUUCUAGAGCACAGAAAGAUAUCAACCUAAUGCGUCAUCCCGUCGAUUCUUCAUCUUUGUGUCGUGCGGAUAAUUUUUGUCCGGAAUUUACCAAGGAAGCAAGAAAUGUUACUCUUGGGAUAGCAACUGAUGGCUUCAACCCAAAUGGAUGUUUUUGUCUUAAUUACAGCUGUUGGUCGGUGAUUCUAUGUCCGUACAACCAUCCUACUUCGAUGUGUAUGAAGCGUGAGUUCUCCAUGUUAUGUUUGUUGAUAUCAGGACCGAGAGAACCAGCUUCAUUAAUUCUGAUGAAAACAAGAUUGUUGUGGGCUAUUCAUGAUUUUCCAGCAUUAGGGACUAUCUGGAUGUGUACACAUGGGUAUUAUGCUUGUCCAACUUGUGGUGAAGAAACAAUUUAUGAAUGGCUGCCGUAUAGUAAGAAGAUAUGUUAUAUGGGACAUAGAAGAUGGUUUCCAUCCAAACACAAGUAUAGAGAUGAUAAAACAAACUUCUGCGGAAAGGUAGAACACGGUAAAGCUCCAUGGCCGUUGACAGGGUUGCAAGGUCAAGAGAUAGUAGCUAACUUGAAAAGCAAACAAGGAAAGGGUAAACUACCAGCAAAGAAACGUAAAAGGGGAGCUGAAGGGAAUGUUUACGAAGAAGCUUCAGAGCACGAACUAUUUUCUCGAAGGUCCAUUCUUUAUGAUUUGCCGUAUUGGGGAUCAAACGUUGUCCGACAUUGUACAGAUGUUAUGCAUACUGAGAAGAAUAUAACUGAGCACAUUAUUAACACUGUAAUGGGAAAUAGUAAGUCAAAAGAUGGUCAUAAUGCACAUAAGGAUAUGCAAUCUAUGGGGAUUAAGAAGCGGUUAUGGUUGAAAAAGGAUGACAAGACUGGUAAAACAACAAUGGAAGAUGGAUCCUUUGCCUUAUCAAAAUAUAAAAAAGUUGUUUUUUGUACAGUCCUGAAGAACUUAAGGGUGCCUUCUAAUUUCUGUUCCAAUCUUCGCAACAACGUCUGCAUUAGUCCACCAGAGCUGAAGAAUUUAAAAUCUCAUGACUACCAUGUCAUGAUGCAAUCUCUGUUCCUGUUGUUGUAUCAUAUUGCGACUUCAUUACCUAAAAAUCUGCGAGUUGCUCUUAUCCAGAUUAGUUUAUUUUUCAACAUAUUAUGCGCGAAGGUUAUAAACAGAGACCAUCUUCUACAAGCAAAAGCUAGUCUGGUGGAAGCAAUAUGUGUUUUAGAAAAAUACUUCCCUUCAUCGUUCUUCGUGAUAAGUAUCCAUCUGAUGAUCCAUUUGUUGGAUGAAGCGUUAAUCUGCAGUCCGGUCAGAUUUAGGUGGAUGUACCCCUUUGAGAGGUUAAUGAAAGGUUUUAUAGGGUUGGUGCCCAAUAGAAGGUACAUAGAGGGGUGCAUUGCAAGAGGGUAUUCGUUGCGAGGAGCUAGCUUAUACCUUAUGGAAGGUAUUUCAGAUGAUGGUAAUGGUACUCAUAAACAUACUCGACAAGCUUUUUUGGAUGAUGACACUAACUUUUCCGAUGAGAUGCCUCUAACUAAAGCAAGGGGUAUCACUUUAAGUCGAGAACAGUUUGAACAAGCUCGCAGCUGGAUCCUAUCUUACUAUGUCGAAAUAAAAGACUGGUGUUGA
Molecule: messenger RNA, 2022 nt
Organism: Papaver somniferum (opium poppy)
Lineage: Eukaryota; Viridiplantae; Streptophyta; Magnoliopsida; Ranunculales; Papaveraceae
Exons: 3
Coding region: 1-2022 (673 amino acids)
Source: RefSeq, a predicted model, not a curated record